This is a messenger RNA of Diaporthe citri, 2589 nucleotides long. RefSeq lists its product as uncharacterized. Bases 1 to 2589 code for a protein of 862 amino acids. The transcript has a single exon. Gene Ontology annotation, molecular function: protein binding. NCBI's taxonomy places the organism in Eukaryota, Fungi, Ascomycota, Sordariomycetes, Diaporthales, Diaporthaceae. The record is from RefSeq and is a predicted model, not a curated record.
AUGAGCUCAGCCUCGACCGGCAGGCCAGAUCCGGCUCCAGACCACACCGUUGAUGAUUAUGUCCCUUCAAUCGAUGCUGCGGAACCCGGUGAGCGGCAGACAUCGGGCAGGAAGGUGCCGGCCCAGAAUGAAGGCCCUACCAAGCCUCGCUUCAGAGGCCUGAGUCGGUGGAAGUCUACCAGAAGGCCCGAGAGCGCCUCCAAGGGGAAUAGCCUGGAGAUAUUCGAGCGCGUCGUCCGCCAACAGGUUGAUCGGGAGGAUACGCCCUCGGAAUCGGCGCCGAAGUCACCCGCCGCCCUCGAGUAUUACAACGACCUCGCACGGCUAAAGUCGAUGCUGAGGGGGCAGAGCAUCGAGUCUUGUCUCGAGUUCUUCUUGACCAAAGUGUGGAAUAAUGUGCCCUUCGAGGGCAGGAAUCUGCUUCUGAAGCAGAGAGGAACCUAUCUCAUGACCAGAGUCAUAGAAGCGAAGAUGGAAAACUGGGAUAACGAGAAGUUGCCAUCCCUGGCCCAGGCGUCUCAGAUUUUUUCCGAGCUCGACUCGCUGAGCUGCAAGAAAUGGACUGACUCCGUCAUGAGCCUCAUCCAGAACAUCGUGACCAGGAGCACUGCCAAAGCCGACUACCCGGACGCGGAGGCAUAUGCAAGGUCCAUGGCCAGGAAGGAUGUGCUGCUGCAGGAUCUGAUCGAUACUUGGAUCGUAUUCCACCGCCACCGCCUGUCCCCCAAUAGAUAUGGCGAUGCACAGGAAUGGUCUUUCCGGUUCCCGCAGCUUGACGAGAUGCUUCUCCUCAGAUAUGCGCGGGGUGGCGAGGCGGUGAAAGCAAUCAACAUGAUGUUUCCACAGAUCUGGGGCAACGAUUUCAAGAAUAUCCCAGCCGUGGCCAUCGCUUCUUUUAUGGUUCUAGCAGACCCGUCCCACUCCCACCUCGAGGCACAGGAGAAAGCAAAGCCCCUUCUCGACACAUUGGGAAAGAUACUCGCUGCUGUUCCGAUCUGGAAAGCAGGCCUGCAUAACAUCUUCGCAGAACACCCAGAUAUUCUGGUCUAUGUCUUGGACCGUUGGGACUCGCUCAUUUCUCAGCUUCGUCAGACCGACAGGCCCAAGCACAGACUGGAGACUAUUGUCAGCAAGCCAGAGGUCAACCCGGAGGCCAAACGACGCGGGGGCCCUAGCAGCAAUGUUAUCAUGCAUCAAGUGAACACGGCCCUUGGGAUGGGCGACGCUGAUGCCGUUGAGGCCGUGUGGGCACGUUUCUGGAAUCACCAGGCCGUACUAGAUGAAGAUCGGAAGGCGGAGUUGCAAACUAUGGACAAAUUGUUCCACUACUUCAUCCUGGCAUUCACUGCACUGCAUCGACCGCAGAGAGCUGUUGAGGUUUGGGAGUGCAUGACACGCAUCGGAGUCCAGCCAACUGUUAAGACCUGGACCUCGCUGAUUGAAGGGUGCCGGAGGUCCAAGAAUGCCGUCGGCAUCGAGAAUGUCUGGAAGAAGUUGCUGGCUUCUGGCCUCGAGGUGGACGAAGCGGCGUGGUCGGUUCGGGUCGUGGGGCUGAUAGACUGCGGCGAGCCCGAGGCAGGGCUGCGGGCCCUCGACGAGAUGUUGCACCAGUCCAAACUAACAAUCGCCCCGAUCAACGCAGCCGUUGCCGCACUGAUCCGUUUGAACGCCAUGUCCGCGGCCAGGAAGGUCCUUGACUGGGCGUCGCAAAACCACAUUGAGCCAGACAUCAUGACCUUCAACACGCUGCUGCGGCCCCUGGUCGUUCAGGGACACGCCGCGCAGGUCGACGGCCUGCUCAAGAUGAUGAAGGAAAAGGGCGUCGAGCCGGACGCGGCAACGUUCACGGUGCUCCUUGAGGGCCUCAUUGGCGACUCCAAGGACGCGGACGCGGCCGAGCAGGUCAAGAGCGUCAACGAUCUCUUCAACCAGAUGGAAGCCGCGGGCGUGGAGGCCAACAUGCAGACAUUCGCGCGCAUGCUGUACCUACUCGUCAGCGAGCCCGGCGCCAACAGCUACGAGGCGGUGGAAGCCAUCCGCAAACACAUCCACAGCAAGGGCCUCACCAUGUCGCCGUACAUGCACACCAUCCUGGUGGAUCACUACUUUAAUCUCGAACCCCCGAACCUGGCCGCCGUGGAGGACCUCAUGAACAAAGACGGGCUGAAGUGGAAAAUGUUUGUGGGGCGCGGCCUCGACAGGGUCUUUUGGGAGCGGGUCAUCAAGGGGUACGCCACGACGGGGGACAUAGACAAGGCAUAUGAGAUCUUCGAGCAGGUGGAUAACAUAGGGUCGGUCCUCACGCUGGACACGCUCUCGACCCUGCUCCUGUCGCUGGUCAAGGCGGGCAAGAGGGAAGAGGCCAGGAGGACGGUAGACAUCGUGAAGAUGCACCGGCAGAACUCCCACGUGAACUCGAUCGGCGAGAGGGAAGGGUUCGGGAGCAAACGUCAGAAGCAGAGGGGCAGGUACUGGAGGCAUCGGUUCUGGGCCUACGCGGUCGAGUGUGGGCUGCUGACGCCUGCCGAGUGGAGGCAGCUUGCGCUGGGAGGGAAUCUAUCCAUGCCGAAUCCUGAGAAUAGUAUGUAA